Messenger RNA from Tilletiopsis washingtonensis, 1421 nucleotides. RefSeq names its product PEBP-like protein. The record is from RefSeq and is a predicted model, not a curated record. NCBI's taxonomy places the organism in Eukaryota, Fungi, Basidiomycota, Exobasidiomycetes, Entylomatales. The transcript has 5 exons. The coding region runs from base 27 to 1166 and encodes 379 amino acids.
UCCUCGGCCAGAGCCAGCUCGCCGCCAUGUCUCGCCUGCUGCGCCCAUCACUGCGUCACCUCGCCGCCCGCUCGCUGCAGUCGCGCGCCGCAUCGUCGUCUGCCUCGGGCACGGCGGCCGCGGGCGAGGCCGCCUCUUCGCGCUUUGACGGCGCCGCCCCUGCACCUUCCUCGAGCACCUCGGCCUGGGCACCCGCUCUGCCCCGCGGCACCGAGCCGGCGUACGACGAGGCGCUGGAGUUCCUCGCCGCGCACCGCAAGAAGCUGGCGGGCCGUGUCGAGGAGCUGCGGCAACAGGCCGCCGGCGUGACGGAUGCCGAGGAGCAGAAGCGCCUCGCCGCCGUCAUUCGCAGCGCAGAGGUGGCGCGCGACGUCAACGACCCCGAGACGCGCAUGCGCUUCCAGACUCAGGAGGCAGUGCCGCUCUCCGAGCCCGUGUUCCUGCAUCUGCACCAGAAGUUCUGGCAGUCUGGCCCCCUGCCGCGCCUGCUCGAGCGCGCUCGCACCAUGUCUGUGAUCCCCGACGUUGUGCCGCAGCUGACGGCGCAAGUCGACCUGCGGCUGGCAUUCGGCCAGGGCAGCGGCUACACGGACCACGAAGCGGGCGGCGGCGACGUCCUGGCUGGCGUGCAUGUGCCGGUGUCGGCGACCGCCACCGAGCCGACAAUCACGGCUGUGCCGUUCCACACCGAGGAGCGGCUGUACACCGUGGCCCUGAUCGAUGCAGACGCGCCGGAUGCGCAGGCACAGCGCUACACCUCGUGGUGCCACUGGCUCGCGACCGAUGUGCCGCUCUCCGCAACGCGCACGAGCAUCACGGUGGACGCCGGCCGUACUCUGCUGCCCUACGUGCCCGCGCACCCGGCGCGCGGCACGGACGCGCACCGCAUGACGCUUGUGCUCGUCUCUCAGGAGGCUGACUCGGCAGCCUCGCCGGCUGCCCCUUCGCGCGAGGGCUUCUCCCUUGCGGCGUGGCUGGAACAGGCGCGCGGCGAGGCGGUUGGCCUGGCCUUCUGGCGGUCCAAGUGGGCGGAGGCAGACGCCGCAGCCGUCAGCCAGGUGUGGAGCACGUACCGGAAGGACGAGGCCGAGCCGACAUACGGCAAGCCGCCGCGCCAGAGCGAGUACGAGGCGGUCGACGGAAGCCGGCCAUCGCGGUAUUUCUAGACGCAGAGAGCGAAAUGGCAAUCAUGCGAGGCAAGAUCAGACGCAAGGCACAGCCUUCGGCGCUGGUGCUACAAGGUGCCCACGCGCUUCCGUGCAUCUGCACCCCGCGCCGGCCCCGCAUCUGGCAGCGUGUGCGAGCUGAUCAGCGUUCGAUGCAUUGCGAUGGUCACAUUUUGUUCGUCUCUGCACGCCGCUCAUGCCGGCACAGCGCCGACCGGACUGGCGCACGGCGGCGGCGGCGGCUUGGACGUGUCG